This is a messenger RNA of Phanerochaete carnosa HHB-10118-sp, 809 nucleotides long. RefSeq lists its product as uncharacterized. The record is from RefSeq and is a predicted model, not a curated record. NCBI's taxonomy places the organism in Eukaryota, Fungi, Basidiomycota, Agaricomycetes, Polyporales, Phanerochaetaceae. The transcript is spliced from 4 exons. Bases 26 to 679 code for a protein of 217 amino acids.
CGACGAACGGUUGAGCACGCAAGAUAUGUCGUCCGCCACAGAUGUCCCCUCCGAGACGCAUGAGCAACGCAAAGUAUCCUUUGUCUUGCCCUCUGUAUCCUCUGCCAAGGCGAAGCCCGCACGCGCCAAACGUACUAGUAAAUCUCAGUCGAAGAGCAAAUCCAAAUCUAAGCGUGCUUCUGCUGAGGCAAAACUCCAAGCAUCUAAAUACCUUGCGAGCUUACUAAAUCAAGAAUCCGAGAGGGAACAAGCCCGGAGACGGGAGGCUGGCUUAGAGCCUCUCAUGGAGCUCACCAUACCCGAUGACUUUGUGUACACGCCGCGUAUCUACGCGUUCGAGUUUGAUAAGGAAGUGCGAGCGGCACUGACCAAGUGGAUACGCAAAGCCUGCUGUAUUCCGGACGAAGACGACCCGGAAUGGUCAGUCAUCCUCGCAUGCGCGCUUACUGUCUUGCCCAAGGCAACGGGGAUCCAUCGGCUCGACGUCGAGUUUGCAAUACGGGAAGGCCCUGCCCCAGAGGGAGAGCCAGAGAGCCUCCCUGUUCUAGCAGUCUUCUACGCCUACGAGUAUAGAAAGAUGCACCGGCGUCCGACGCAAAAGCAAGUUGACAAGCUUAGCAAGAUCUUGGCGAACCGUCAGCCAAAGUGGUACACUGAUAUGUACCCUUUCGACUCAUGAAUUUAUGGACGGAGCGGAAUGAGGAUUACCUUUGUCUGAUACAAUAGGGCAUUUACAUGGCUUCGAUUCUAACACCUACUAAGUGCUGUCUCUUUGCAAUUGCGACGAUAACUUCUCUGUGUUGACCCAC